AUGGCCCCUAAGCUUAUCACGAGGAACCGCAUAUCCUCACACUUCACACCGCGUCUAGGAGCGGCGGUUGGCCUGAUUGCUCUGUCGACGCUGAACUACGGGCUUGACAACCAGGGCAUUGCUACUAGCCAGGCUAUGACCACGUACAAGAAGCAAUUCGGUGAAUAUGAUCCGAGUCUCGGCGAAUAUGCCAUUCCCACUUUCUGGUCGUCUCUCCUGAACAGCCUGAACUUUGUUGGGUUUGCGAUAGGUUUAUUUGUUGGCAGUAUCAUCAGUGCCCGGCAUGGCCGUCGCAUGGCCAUGUUCUGCAUGUCCAUUUGGGCCAUGGUGUCAGCCACCGUGCUCAUCACACCUCGUCACAUUGAGCAAGUUCUAAUUGGUCGUAUUUUGAACUAUGGAUAUGUUGGAAUGGAGCUUGCUACCUGCCCGCCGUUCCAGGCCGAAAUCAUCCCUGCUCCUGUUCGGGGAUUUGCUGUGGGUACAUACCAGAGCAGUUUGCUGCUUGGCGGCAUCAUCAUCAAUAGUGUAUGCCGCGGGACCUCCGGUAUUCCAACUAAUGCAGCCUGGAGGACCCCAAUGUUCUUGUUUUACGUUGUCCCAACGAUCGUGGCCGCCUGCAUUUGGUUCAUCCCGGAGUCUCCCCGAUGGUUACUGUUGCAAGAUCGGGUAGACGAAGCCCUAGACUCGCUAGAGAAACUUCGAGGCUCUAGGAGAGAUGGGUAUGAUCCACGAGAAGAACUUGCUCUCCUGCAGAGGUCGCUUCUAGAGGAACAGAAUCAAGGAACCUACGCCGAUCUUUUUCGGGGAAGUAACCUCAAAAGAACGCUUAUAGCUAUGGGAAUGAACUUUUUCCUUCAGGCGACAGGGUCUCCAUUCACUGCUGCCUACGGGACUCUAUUUGUUCAAUCAUUGGAUUCAUUGAAUGCGUUCGACUACUCGAUCAUGAGCUCGUGUAUCAACACAUUUUGCUGUGUCGUGUCUAUCUCUAUUACCGACAAAAUUGGACGCCGACCCAUCUUGCUGCUUGGCUCAGCUUUACAGGUGGUGUGGCUGUUCAGUAUGGCAGGCAUAGGCUUGCAUCACAACUUAUCACUCGUUCAAAAGCAGGUUGUUAUCGCCGCAACAGCUCUGUCCUCGGCUAGCCUGUGUUUCAGUUGGGAUCCACUUAACUACAUCAUUACGACCGAACUACCUGCAUCCAAACUGCGUGACAAAACCCAACGUGUUGCAUCGAUUGUGAGCAUUCUUACCAACUUCACGUUCUCUUUCAGUACCCCCUACCUCCUCGAAGAGCCCUAUGCAGACCUCAAGUCCAAAGUGGGCUUUAUAUUUGGCGGUCUCGCCAUUUUAUCAUUCGUUUUUGCCUAUUUCUGCGUCCCGGAAAUGAAAGGCCGGUCACUUGAAGAGAUCAACCAGAUGUUUCAAGAUGGCGUUCCCGUUCGACAGUUCAGAACCUAUAAUGCGGCAGACAGUACAUCCUUGAAUAAAGCGAAUAGAACAUCACAUGACGAAAUUACACCAGGCGUGCAACUGACAAGACUAGAGGGACAACACCGACCAUAUUAA
This is a messenger RNA of Talaromyces rugulosus, 1566 nucleotides long. RefSeq lists its product as uncharacterized. The record is from RefSeq and is a predicted model, not a curated record. Bases 1 to 1566 code for a protein of 521 amino acids. Gene Ontology annotation, cellular component: membrane. The transcript is spliced from 3 exons. Gene Ontology annotation, molecular function: carbohydrate:proton symporter activity. Gene Ontology annotation, biological process: transmembrane transport; carbohydrate transport. NCBI's taxonomy places the organism in Eukaryota, Fungi, Ascomycota, Eurotiomycetes, Eurotiales, Trichocomaceae.